AUGUCAUUACUGAUCAGUAUCCUCUAUCAGACAUCUUUACUAAUCAUAUUGGUAUCAACUCAAGUAGUACAAAGAAAUAUUCCUGAUUUAUUCUAUUAUGCCAAUUUCAAUGGACCUAUAUUCGAUCAACCUGUCUAUAAAGUGACUGCAUCGAAUUUUUCGAUUGUAUCACCAAUCAAUACUACUUUAUUCAUAUUUUCUCUCGAACCUCAAACACAAAAUACAAUACCAACUUAUGUACCACUUAACCGAGCUCUGAAUAGUGUUGCUGAUAUCCAAGUAACAUGGACCGAUACGACAUUUUUUAUCGAAAAAUUAUCGAAUUUUUCUUAUCGAGUUGCGACCAAUAUCAGUCCAUUGAACUAUUUUUCACCCUAUCAUCGAUAUUUAUUCACCAUCACGGCUACACAAUCGUUUACUGGUCGUCCAUCAAUAUCAUCAACAGCCAUCGCACAAAUCGAUUUGAACUAUUGUAAUGCUCAUGCUCCGACAUUCAUCUAUUCGAAUCAAACAUAUUCCAUUAGUGAAACACAACGUGCAGGAUUAACUUUUGGGACAGUUUUUGCAACGGAUGCCGAUAAAGAUUCGGUUACAUUUGCUCUAACACCAGCAUCAUCACAAUUCAUCAUCGAUCGAUCCACAGGAGUACUAAGCUUAAGUCAAACUUUUCAAACGACACCGUCCUCGCCUAUUUUUCUUACGGUCACCGCAACCGAUGUACCAUCAUCAUCCUGUUCAUUACCGUGUCCGAGUUGUAUCGCACGUAGUAAUUCGACAACGAUUACCAUUAUUGUUAUCACGGCUAAUAAACAACCACCAAAAUUUUCAGAUCAACCUUGUAAUUUAAACAUUUCUUUACGGGAAGAUUCUCUAUCGGGUACGAACAUUACUACGUUAACUGCCACUGAUAAUGAUCAAGGUAACAAUGGUCGAAUAAGUUUCUCGUUUCCGCCAGAACAACAACAAACAAAACUUCUUGCUGAUACAAACGAUAUUCAAUCAAGAUCGACUUUCUAUUCCAAAUUUCAAUUGUAUCAAUUCGAUCAAAUUAAUGAAACUCGUACGGUUCAAUUGCGAAUGAAUGAAACAUUCGAUUAUGAUCAACUUGGAGCUACACGCGUUUGGUAUUUGUUCAUAUUGGCUAGUGAUCAGGGUACACCUUCAUUACAAUCUCUUUGUACAUUACGUAUUAAUUUGAUUGAAGUCAAUGAAUAUGCACCAGUUUUUACUCCAACAAUUUGGAAUCAGACUAUCUAUUCAACAACAGGUUCCACAGUGAUGCGUGUUAUUGCUUCUGAUUUCGAUGCGGGUGUCAGCGGAAUGAUCAAUUAUUUUAUGGUUAGUUCACCUCAACAAUAUUUCGUAAUUGAAAGUAGUACGGGCAUCAUUCGAUUCGCUUCGGGUGUGACAGUUUCCAAUGUAAAUCCUGCCUUGUUUCCUGUUCGUUUCACUGUUUUCGCUCAAGAUCGUGGAUCUCCAUCGCGAAUGAGUUCAUCAAAUGCUACAGUUGAAAUCUAUUUGGCUUCAAACAAUACAAUACCACCCGUUCAAUGGCUCAAUCCAAGCAAUGGAGAACUUAAUUUAAAUAUUAGUGAAAAAUAUUUCGAAACUUCUUCAACACAACUCAUAUCAGAUAGUCAAAAUGGUUUCAAUGGUUCGAUUUUAUAUCGAUCGAAUAGUCAACAGUCCAAUUUGUUUUAUGUUUCCAAUUCAUUUCCCACUACGACUAUACCAUUCCGAGCGAUAACACCGACCGUAAGUAAUUCCGUAUUUACCAGUGGAAUUUUGGUUACGAGUGGCCUAGAUGCUGAAACUCAGGCGAUCUACCUAUUGACUCUUCUUAUUGCCAGUAAUCCACCUCUACUCGGUUGGGCAACUAUUAAUUUAAGCGAUGAAAAUGAUGAAAUACCUCAAUUCAGUAUUCGAUCAUUAGAACUUAAUAUUCUUGCAACUCAAACUGGUACACGAUUAAUCGGACAAUUUCUUGCUUUCGAUCGUGAUUUAACUUCGCCAAAUAAUCGUGUUCAAUAUCGAAUUAACGAUCAACUAACGGAUGAGAUCACUCGUAAUCGAUUUUUCCUUUUAGCUGAUGGUACUGUUGGAACAAAUGUCACUUUCGAUCGACAGAAUCGAUCGACUUAUCGGAUUAUUAUUACAGCUUUUGACAGUGCACCAGCUUGGAGUAUGACAACAAAUAAUACGGAAGAUUUUCAAUUAGAUAUCAACAUUGUUGAUAAUAAUGAUUUACCACCAGUCUUUAAUCAAACUACUGCCAAUAUAUCGAUCGAUGAAUCUACAACUAUUGGCACAAGUAUUUACAAUAUUACCGUUACUGAUAGCAAUCCAUAUUCCAUUCUGAAUUUUGGUAUAUUGAGUGGUAAUAUCAAAAAUAUUUUUACAUUUGUAAAGAUCUCCGACAAUGGAAAUGAUGCAUCACGUACAGAAUAUCGAGCGAUCGGACAGUUGAUUGUUGUUGGUCCAUUGGACUAUGUCGAUCAACGAAUAUAUACUCUUGUUCUAUUUGCAUUCGAUACAAAUAAUUUAGCAACUAUCAAUGUUAUUGUGAAUGUAUUAUCAAAUAAUGCUAACGCUCCAUAUUUUCUUGUUCAAUCUAAUGUAUAUCAAAUUGAAGAAAAUAGACCUGUAGCAAGUUUAAACACCGAUCAGAUCAUCGCCAAUGAUUCGAAUCCAUCGAUACUUUCACUUAAGUAUAGUGUUGUUUCGAAUGAUCAACAAAUUCUUCGAACUAUAUUUCUGAAUGAAUCGAAUAAUCGAGCAACAAUUGGCAUUGCAUCACCAGGUCUUAUUCGUGAUGCACCAUUUGGUAGAUCGACAUAUCGUUUUGCUCUUCGUGUCACUAAUCAAAAUGGAACUGGUGUAUCGAGUUAUGCACCUGUGACAAUUAAUAUCAUUGAUAUUAACAAUAACGGACCGAUUCCAAUCGCAUCGAAUUCAUCAUGGAUUAUGAAUGAAGGAAUUCAAAAUCCAAGUAUUUUUAUAGUCUUUCGAGAUUUUGAUGAUUCAUCAUUGAAUAAUACUAUUCCAUUUUCUGUUCGAGUACUUGAACCAUCAACAUUUGAAAUCUCUCCAACAUUAAAUAAUAAUGAUACAUUCACUCUUCGAUAUAAUGGUAUACUCAGUCGAACAGAAGCAAAAAAUUUAACUGUGAAAAUUAUGAGUCAAGAUGUGAAAGGUAUUUCAGUGAAUACAUCGAUACCUAUCAUUGUCGGAGAUAUUGCUGGCAAUGAUCCAAUUUCGGAUGGCUUGAAAACGAUCAAUGUUCUCUAUGCAGAAGGUUAUGAGAAUUCUUUACAAAAUGUCGAUCUCGGUUCAGUUUACGUUGUCAAUACAGAUGAUUGGUUUCUGGCUAACAAUAUCUAUUCCGUAACGAAUGUUAGUAGAAAUCAAAUAUUUCAAAUCAAUCAAGGUUUUCUUCGUACACCUUCACCUCUUUCCGUUGGUACAUAUACAAUUGUGAUUCAAGUUACAAAAAGUCUCACUUCGAGUCAAUCCACAGCAAGCAGUUCAAUCAAUAUGGAAGUCGCUGAGAUCGAUAUUGAAUCGAUUCGAGAAGCAGCUACUAUUCGUAUUCAAGGUGAAACACCAGAAACUUUAGUCGAUUUAUCUUUUGGUAAUCGGCUUGACCGAUUACGUGAAGUACUCGCGUCAAUUCUAACCGUUUCGAUUGAUUCGAUUCGUCUAUUGACUAUAAGAAGUGUACCACAAUAUCGACAUCCCAUCUAUCCUCCAUUAUCAUUCGACGAAGCUAAACGAACAGCACUUACCGAUGUGAUCUUUUCGGUUUUAUCUUCCACUCGAGGCGUAAUUGAAAAUACCGUGAAUAACAAUCUACCUCAAUUGACUUCUCGUUCUGGCCUCACAGUCAACGCUACUGGACCAAACCCUUGUAGAAAUUAUGUUUGUCCCUCAGGUACAAUUUGUAAUGCAAGCCGUUCAAUUCAACCAUUUCCUCUUUUAAUUGAUACAAAUUUGACUUCAUUUGUCGGCAUCAAUAUCAUUGAUUCACCCGAUUGUGUAAAUAGUACAUGGAGAGUUUCUCCACAGAUGCCUCUUCCAUCUGGUUGCUCAACAUUUUCAUUCAAUGAUGCUAUAUUUUGUCCAUGUACUGAUGUUCAAUCGCUUGGACCUCUCGGAACCUAUUGUGCAGUACUCGGUCGAACAUUUCUCAAUACCGGUAGUAGUUAUGCUGUGUUCGAUGGAACAACAUUUUCGAAUUUGGCACCAGCACGAUUUUCCUUCGAUUUUGUUGUUCCAAAUAUAUCGACAGUCGGUCUUCUACUCUUAUAUGGUCGAGAAAUUCCACCGAUUGACGACUAUUUUUGGUUGGCUAUUGAAUUGAUCAAUUCAAAUCGAUUAAGAUUUCACUUUCGUGAUCAUCCAUUCUUCGAUACGAAUCUAGUAAUCAAUGCAUCGAAAUGGUAUCAUGUCGAAUAUCAAUAUGUUGCUGAUACUAUACUGGUCAUGAUCAAUGAUGAACAGUAUGAUAUUACGGUGAAUAACAAUUCGAUCAAUAAUAAUAAUAAUAAUCAAUCAUUAGUUCGAUUGUAUCUUGGUGGUUUACCAAGAAGAGAUUCACCGAUAAAUGCAUUGUAUCCAGCAUUGUCUAAUGUUGAUUCAUUUCGUGGAUGUAUUCGAAAUGUUCGAUCGAAUGGUGUUUAUCUCGAUAUGAAUCGUCCUAUAUUUGCUUCGGAUAAUUCUCGAGCAGGUCUAUGUGAUUGUUUGAACACUGAUACCUGUACCACAGGACCUCCGAAAGAUGCUACAGGCGUCAUUGUACCUUGUUAUACAGAUCGUAUCGGUGAAGAAGAUAAUAUAUCGUACAAUUUGGGUAUACUCAGGAAACCAGUUUACACAGUAUCAAAUGAAGAAAUCUUGAAUGAACAUUUGAACAUGAAUAAUCGAGGUUACACAAAUUCGACAACUAGAGAAUCAUUAGUGUACACAAUGGUCUAG
This is a messenger RNA of Rotaria sordida, 4974 nucleotides long. The record is from the annotation of a GenBank genome assembly. Lineage: Eukaryota; Metazoa; Rotifera; Eurotatoria; Philodinida; Philodinidae.